CCAAUUUGGAAGCAUCAUAAAAACCCUAAAUCGACGAUCCUUUUUCUUCGUCUCCACCGUGUUAUCGAUCUUCUUCGACAGCGGAAGAAAAGUUCAGCCGGUGGCCAAAUUUCUGAUGGCGUCCAAAUCGAAGAGCGAAAACCCUCACACGGGUGAUGGCGCUAGUCCCGGGAAGAUUUUCAUUGGAGGAUUGGCGAAAGAUACAACUUACACUCAAUUCAACAAGCAUUUUGGGACGUAUGGAGAGAUAACUGACUCGGUGAUCAUGAAAGAUCGGUAUACAGGACAGCCAAGAGGUUUUGGGUUUAUCACUUAUGCUGAUCCUUCUGUGGUUGACAAGGUUAUCGAAGAUACACAUGUCAUCAAUGGGAAACAAGUUGAAAUUAAGAGAACCAUCCCUAAAGGACACGGUCAGUUGAAGGAUUUUAAGACAAAGAAGAUAUUUGUUGGUGGGAUUCCAUCAACAGUUACUGAAGAUGAGUUUAAUCAUUUCUUUUCCAAGUAUGGGAAAGUCGCGGAACACCAAAUUAUACGUGACCAUGAAACCAACCGCUCGCGAGGCUUUGGAUUUAUAGUUUUUGAGGAGGAAGAAGUUGUAGAUGAAAUUUUAUCCAAUGGAAAUAUGAUAGAUAUGUCUGGUACCCAGGUGGAGAUCAAGAAAGCUGAACCAAAGAAAUCCUCAAACCCACCACCUGCUUCUGCAUAUGGUAGCAAUUCUAGGUCUCGUUCAUUCAAUGAUGGCUUUGGUGGAUAUGGCAGUUCUUAUGGGGACUUGGAUGCAGGCUUUGGACCUGGUCCCUUUAGGACCCCAGGUGGUCUUGGUGCUAGGAUAGGGAGCGGGUAUGGUUAUGGCAGUAGUGGUGAUUUUGGCGGAGGUUAUGGAGGUUUUGGAGGCAAUAGCUUAGGUGGCUACCGAGGUGAAUCGUCCCUUGGUUAUUCUAGUAGAUUUGGACCUUACAGUGGUGGUUUUGGUGGGGGAUAUGGCACAAGUGGCUUAGGAGGAUAUGGCCGAGGGGUUGAUGGCUAUGGGAGCUAUGGAACUUCCAGUUAUGGUGGAGGUUACGACUCCGGUCCUGGUGCUAGUUAUGGAGGAGCAAGUGGUUUGUAUGGAAGGGGAGGCUAUAGUGGGGGUAGUCGAUAUCAUCCUUACGCAAGGUAGAAUCAUUGCAUAGUCAGUACCAUCCAUCCCUUUGCAAGCUAGUAAAGAAGUCUCACUCCAUUGCUGUCUUGCUUAGAUUUGCCAUAGAGUCUUCAAUCACAGGUUCCUAUAGUUUCGUGGCCCAGUGAUAAGCGGUUCUCACAAAUACUAGACGUCCCAAGGAAGCUAUUUAAAGACCCGAAGAGUGUAUUAGACAUUUUAUUGUAUGGUUUUUAGACACUAUCAUGUAGAGACUACUAUGGUUGUCCCGAUCUAGUACGAUUUUAAUUUAGCGUGCCAUGGUGUAGGCUUUAGCAUAUACUUCUUCUUGGCUGUGUUUAUUCCUCACAUUAGUUCAAUAUCUAGAUAGGUUUUUUUAUGUUCUAUAAAUAUGCUCUAGUUUCCGCUCGUACUUUAGUUUGUCGAUGAUAGACUGUUGGUAGGAGAAAAAAAACUCCUAGCUCUACUAGUUUAGAAGAUUGUUUCGGGCAGGGAGCAGAUCGCUUGUAUCGAUAUGUCGAUUCUACUAGCUUAGACGCCUCCAUAUAGAGGUCAUAUGUUGAUUAGAAAGAUCUUGUAUUUUUUGGUGUUGAGAUAAAUUUAUGCUUAACUGUUUUUUUCUUUUUCUUUUUUUGAUGAUUUUGUUACUAUCCUGUGUGUGUAUGAUGAACAAGAAGUUAUUGGAAAACUGGAAAUAAUUUGGUUUUGAGUGAGAGAAGUUGAAUACUCCUAUCGACUGAACUCUGCUGAAGAAGCUGAACUCUGGUGGUUGCCUCCCUUGUGGAUUUCUGGAGUGAUAGGAAGCCCCUGCGGUUGUUCGGCUGAGUACUCUCUGUCCGCGUAUCUCACACUCCCGCUGAUUUUGGCUUUCAUCUUUCAUUUGCCUUACCUUCAUUUUUCUUUCGAGAUAUAGGUCGGCUUCGUGCAUCUUGAUGUUUGCCGGGGUGCUCCUAAAGGAAUGUCCUUCCGGUGGGUUGUUCUCUUCUCUAUCUCUUCCAUAGAAAAUCUCUCUUCGUAAUGCAAUAUAUUAGUCUCUUUCUCUCGGCUUCUGUCUUUGAAGCGGUGUUUACUAUUAAGCCUACGCCCAUUCCUUUCAAGCUUGAUUCCGUCUUUAGACUCGUUAUGCUGUUCGACUGAACUCGUCGGCUCUGCACUCUAUUUGGUUGGAAUCCGGUUCGAUAACCUUCUCUCAUAGAUUCCCUUCACCAAUCACCAAGUUAUGUAAUCCGUAUUCUUGUAUGUCUUCUGCAAUUUUGUAAAUUACAGUGCAGUUGAAAUGUUUGUAUAUAAUAUAUUGAUUUGUAA
Messenger RNA from Cucurbita pepo subsp. pepo (vegetable marrow), 2443 nucleotides. Lineage: Eukaryota; Viridiplantae; Streptophyta; Magnoliopsida; Cucurbitales; Cucurbitaceae. The record is from RefSeq and is a predicted model, not a curated record.